AUGGACGCGAACAAACCAGCGACCGAAUGCGCGGCUGAGCCCCACCGCUCUUCGCUUGAGGAGCAACUUGCUUCUGAGUCGAUAUCAGGUCACGACCAUACAAGUGACGGAUCACCUCCAACCGCGCCAGAAGUUUUGUCUGAGAAUCCAGCUGGAAAUGGUCCUUUGGAACAGGGCGAGGAUAUGGUGGCUGGUGAGGCUCCGUACAGUGUCCUCCCACACGCGGAGAAAGCCUUUGUGAUCGUCGUUGGGUCUUUCGCGGCUCUAAUUUCCCCGCUGUCGAGUAGCAUCUAUCUGCCAUCGCUGGACUCUCUCGCACGGGAUAUGGAUGUGUCAGUCUCUCUGAUCAAUCUUACCAUCACGACUUACUUGAUCUUCCAGGGACUAGGACCAUCCUUUGUUGGGAGCUUCUCCGAUGGCCAUGGUCGGCGCCCCGCAUACAUUAUAGCCUUUGUUCUUUACCUCGGGGCUAAUAUUGGCCUUGCGCUUCAGAACAGCUAUCCGGCCCUGAUGGUCUUGCGCUGUCUCCAAUCAGCCGGGAGUAGUGGGACUAUUGCUCUCGGCAGUGCCGUAGUGGCUGACCUGACGACACGAGCGGAGCGGGGUAAAUACAUUGGAUAUUCUAGCAUGGGAAUUUCCCUGGGCCCCGCUCUCGGGCCAAUCAUUGGAGGGUUGUUGAAUCAUUUCUUGGGAUGGAGGUCCAUCUUCUGGUUCCUCGUUAUUCUCUCCGGAGUCUGUUUCAUCGUCGUCCUCAUCGUUUUGCCCGAAACCUGCAGGGCUGUGGUCGGCAACGGGUCCGUCCUUCCACCCUUGUGGAACCGACCCCUUUGGACCCUGGUGGCACCUAAAUCAAGAUUUCGGGAAGAUGGAAAGUCCCAGGAAUCCCAGGACCUGACCACCAUCCAGAAACCCAAGCGACGACCGAAUCCAAUCUCCUCGCUACUCAUUCUCGCUCAGAAGGAAGCUGGCCUGAUCUUGCUCUACGGUGGCCUGCUGUUCUCGGGAUACAUGGCUGUGCUGAGUACGCUAUCGACCCAGCUGAGCAGUCGUUUUGGGUUUAACUCCAUUCAAAUUGGAUUGUGCUAUCUUCCAAUCGGACUUGGAAGUAUUAGCUCCCGUUGGACCGUUGGGACUCUGCUCGACUGGAAUUUCCGACGGGAAGCGCGUCUCCAGGGUAUGCCGAUUCACAAGAAUCGGCAACAGGACAUUGGGAAUUUCAACAUUGAACGAGCUCGACUGGUGAUUGCUCUGCCCAUGAUCUAUCUCGGGGCACUCUCCAUCCUUGCCUAUGGCUGGGUAAUGCAAUAUCGCACGUCGCUCGCAGGCCCCAUCGUGAUGCUGUACUUCAUGGGCCUCACUACGAGUGGUUCAUUCAAUACAUUGAACACUUUGGUGGUGGAUGUGAAUCACCAGAGUGCUGCUACUGCGGUGGCUGCUAGUAACCUCUGUCGGUGCCUGAUGGGCGCCGGCACUACCGCGUUCGUGGGGCCUCUGAUUGAUGCCAUCGGUAUUGGAUGGACGGGUACCAUCGUGGCUGCUGUCUGGGCCUUGUUCAGUCCUAUGCUGUGGCUUGUCUAUAUCCGAGGGCUUUCCUGGAGGAAAACCAAGGCCGCACAAAAGCAGCAGAGAUUGGAGACCCCAGCCGAGGACGGCCAAAGCCGCUCUGAUCUUGAACAGGGAAGUAGGGAAGAAAAGCCCCAAUCCGGACAAGUUUGA
Molecule: messenger RNA, 1716 nt
Organism: Penicillium daleae
Lineage: Eukaryota; Fungi; Ascomycota; Eurotiomycetes; Eurotiales; Aspergillaceae
Product: MFS transporter
Exons: 2
Coding region: 1-1716 (571 amino acids)
Biological process (GO): transmembrane transport
Molecular function (GO): transmembrane transporter activity
Source: RefSeq, a predicted model, not a curated record